Lachancea dasiensis is the source of this 1377-nucleotide messenger RNA. NCBI's taxonomy places the organism in Eukaryota, Fungi, Ascomycota, Saccharomycetes, Saccharomycetales, Saccharomycetaceae. The record is from the annotation of a GenBank genome assembly.
AUGGGUAAGGAGAAGUCUCACGUCAACGUUGUUGUUAUCGGUCACGUCGACUCUGGUAAGUCGACCACCACCGGUCACUUGAUCUACAAGUGCGGUGGUAUUGACAAGAGAACCAUCGAAAAGUUCGAGAAGGAAGCCGCCGAAUUGGGUAAGGGUUCUUUCAAGUACGCCUGGGUUUUGGACAAGUUGAAGGCCGAAAGAGAAAGAGGUAUCACCAUUGACAUUGCCUUGUGGAAAUUCGAAACUCCUAAGUACGAGGUCACCGUCAUUGACGCUCCAGGUCACAGAGAUUUCAUCAAGAACAUGAUUACUGGUACUUCUCAAGCUGACUGCGCUAUCUUGAUUAUCGCUGGUGGUGUCGGUGAAUUCGAAGCCGGUAUCUCCAAGGACGGUCAAACCAGAGAGCACGCUUUGUUGUCCUUCACCUUGGGUGUCAGACAAUUGAUUGUUGCUAUCAACAAGAUGGACUCCGUCAAGUGGGACGAGUCUCGUUACCAAGAAAUUGUCAAGGAAACCUCCAACUUCAUCAAGAAGGUUGGUUACAACCCAAAGACUGUUCCUUUCGUCCCAAUCUCGGGCUGGAACGGUGACAACAUGAUUGAAGCCACCACCAACGCUUCCUGGUACAAGGGUUGGGAGAAGGAGACCAAGUCUGGUACCGUCAAGGGUAAGACCUUGUUGGAAGCCAUUGACGCCAUUGAGCCUCCUUCCAGACCAACUGACAAGCCAUUGAGAUUGCCAUUGCAAGAUGUCUACAAGAUCGGUGGUAUUGGUACGGUGCCAGUCGGUAGAGUUGAAACCGGUGUCAUCAAGCCAGGUAUGGUUGUCACCUUCGCCCCAGCCGGUGUCACCACUGAAGUCAAGUCCGUUGAAAUGCACCACGAACAAUUGGAAUCUGGUUUGCCAGGUGACAACGUUGGUUUCAACGUCAAGAACGUUUCCGUCAAGGAAAUCAGAAGAGGUAACGUUUGCGGUGACUCCAAGAACGACCCUCCAAAGGGCUGUGCUUCUUUCAACGCUACCGUCAUUGUCUUGAACCACCCUGGUCAAAUCUCUGCUGGUUACUCGCCAGUUUUGGACUGUCACACUGCUCACAUUGCCUGCAGAUUCGACGAAUUGUUGGAAAAGAACGACAGAAGAUCCGGUAAGAAGUUGGAAGACUCUCCAAAGUUCCUAAAGUCCGGUGACGCCGCUUUGGUUAAGUUCGUUCCAUCCAAGCCAAUGUGUGUUGAAGCCUUCUCCGACUACCCACCUUUGGGUAGAUUCGCCGUCAGAGACAUGAGACAAACUGUCGCUGUCGGUGUCAUCAAGGCUGUUGACAAGACUGAAAAGGCUGGUAAGGUCACCAAGGCCGCCGUCAAGGCUGGCAAGAAAUAA